Molecule: messenger RNA, 589 nt
Organism: Harmonia axyridis
Lineage: Eukaryota; Metazoa; Arthropoda; Insecta; Coleoptera; Coccinellidae
Exons: 4
Coding region: 145-561 (138 amino acids)
Biological process (GO): positive regulation of voltage-gated potassium channel activity; sleep; regulation of synaptic transmission, cholinergic
Source: RefSeq, a predicted model, not a curated record
AUAUUUAUAAUUCCGACUUGAACUGUAACCUCAAGAUAUGCUGUUGUUCCAUUUUUAUUAAUCGAAUUGUUGGUUCUUCAAAUGUAUAGUAUUUGCACUUUUGUAGUGACACGCGACUAGUUUCAGAAUAAGGAAGAGGUCGACAUGAAACUUUCUACGUCAAUUCAAAUUUUCGUUUUAUUAUCAUUUUAUUUUCUGACAGCAGUAUACGCAUUGAAAUGUUUUCAGUGCAAUUCCUUCGAUAAUCCUGAGUGUCUCACACUAAAUAGCAAUGAUACUAACUCUGCACACUACAAAGAGUGUCCAAAAUCGAAAAAUGCAACAUUCUGUAGGAAAAUAUACCAACAAAUUGACAAUGAGGAACAGACCGAGAGAGUACGACGUAGCUGUGGGUGGAUAGUCCACAACGAGGCGAAGGAUCAUUGUUGGAGAUCAGAUACGGAUUUCAAGAAAGAAAGAAACUGUCAAUGUUUCGAUGAUGCCUGCAACUCUUCAUCUAGACCUGAAUACAUGCUACAUGCUUAUCUAUUUGCUGUGAUUGUUUUCUUGAUUUAUGUAUAAAAAUAUCGAAUAUAAUAUGUGAAAAGUU